AUGACAGACCAACCGCUUCGCAUCGGCUUCGUCCCCGAGCACUUUUCCGCCCCGCUCCAUUUCGCGCGGGACCACUACGGCCUCCAUGCCGACCUGGUCCCCUUCCCCUCGGGCACGGGACACAUGAUCACCGCCCUCCGCUCCAACGAAAUCGACGUCGCCGUAGGCCUGACCGAAGGCUGGAUCGCGGGGCUCGGCAAGGAAGGCGUCGAGGGAGACGGAGGCUACCGUCUCGUCGGUACCUACGUCGACACGCCUCUCUGCUGGGCCAUAUCCACCGGCGCCUCCCGCCCCGAAAUCUCCUCCGUCGCAUCCCUCCAAAACUCCAAAAUCGGCGUCUCCCGCAUCGGCUCCGGAAGCUACGUCAUGGGCUUCGUCCUCGCCGACCAACAAUCCUGGCUGCUCUCCCCCACCUCCUCCUCUUCGGCGGCGCCCCCCUUCUCCGACACCGUGGUCCUGAACGACUUCAAGACCCUCCGCGACGGCGUCAACAGCGGCAAGGCCGACUUCUUCAUGUGGGAGACCUUCACGUCCAAGAAGUACCACGAUUCCGGCGAGAUCCGCCGCGUCGGGGAGAUCUACACGCCCUGGAGCAGCUGGAAGAUCGUUGCUUCGACGAGGCUUGUCGGGGGAAAAGGCAAGCCGGAUCCCCGCGUCAGGGAUAUGUUCGCCAAGAUUGAUCGUGGGGUGGAGCGGUUCGAGCGCGACCCGGAGGGGGCGUUGCGGUGGAUUACGGACAACUUGGACUAUUCCGAGGCGGAUGCGAGGGCGUGGUUGGAUACGGUCAAGUUCACCAAGGGGGUGGAGGGGGUCAAGACCGAGGUUGUGCAGGGGUGCGUUGACAUUCUCCGAAAGGCUGGGGUCUUGGUGGAAGGGAAGGGCAUGCAACCUGCGGAUAUGAUCGCGUCGGAUUCGUCAUGA
Messenger RNA from Sodiomyces alkalinus F11, 921 nucleotides. RefSeq lists its product as hypothetical. The record is from RefSeq and is a predicted model, not a curated record. NCBI's taxonomy places the organism in Eukaryota, Fungi, Ascomycota, Sordariomycetes, Glomerellales, Plectosphaerellaceae. The coding region runs from base 1 to 921 and encodes 306 amino acids. The transcript is spliced from 2 exons.